UUGACUAUAACCGCGUGUAGUUUUGUCAGAGCCAAAGCAGCCCUGGCAGGCUGUAGAAUGAACAGUUCGUCGUGAACGUGACAGUAGCCUAUAGGCCUGAAGUGUUUUAUUUUAGUCAAAUGAAGAAGGACAUCUCGCAGAAAGAUUAGGAAAUAGUUAUCUGCCACGCUGUAUGAUUUUGUUCUUUGUUAUUAUCUUGUUAUUAUCAAAUAUCGAUCCAGCAACCUGAAGGGUCUGACAACCAACGUGGGAUUAAAAUGUCAUAGCCUACAAGGCUUGUUAAACCUGUUGUCUGCAUCUGUCCUCUUUCGAACGUGGAACCCACGUCGAAUACAAACAAGUAGCCUAACGACAAAUAGCCUACAUUUGAUUGAACUCAAAUUUUACUGAGGGUAAAGUUCAGUUGACAGAGAUUGCAUUCUUCCACGCAAACAUUAUCUUCACAGAAACCGUAAGUUUGCCAUCCUUGUAAGGUUAACCUAUACAGAUCUAACUUACUCAAUUUUCAUCAUAAUUAAGGCGGGCACAUGUUGUUGGCUAUCAGUAUCAUUUUAUGGUGCUGGGGAUUGUUGAGCCGCAGACCGAUGCUGUGCCGCCAGGGCAUGCAGAAAGGCCGCUGUUGCGUCUUGUUCAGUGACCUGAAGGUUUUCCUGCUCAGGCCACCGACACCAUCGGAACCACCGCCAGCGCUCCCACUCAUGAGUACACUAAACACGGAGAGCCAUGUGACGGCCGGCACCGUGGAGAGGAACAACUCUUCAGCGGGGGCCACGGAGAGCACCAAUGGUUGUUUACAUAACCCAGCGGGUUGGACAGAGCCCCCGUCGUCAGGGGAAAAUGUAGGGACCAAGGAGGAAAUGGGAGGGGAGGAGUGGGAAAGCACAACGAUGGAGCUGCCAGGGACUCUGGAUUGCGGCAGCUCCUCUGAGGACAAUUCCAAAGAGAAGUAUGACGAGCGGACAUCCCUGAACAGCUGCACAGACAGUGGUGUAAGGUCUCCCUUGUGCCGGAUCUGUUUUCAGGGCCCUGAGCAGGGGGAGCUGCUGAGCCCGUGCCGCUGCAGUGGUUCAGUCCAGUGCACCCACGAGCCGUGCCUCAUCAAGUGGAUCAGCGAGAGGGGCUCCUGGAGCUGCGAGCUCUGCUCCUACAAGUACCAGGUCAUCGGCAUUAGCACCAAGAACCCACUGCAGUGGCAGACCAUCUCUCUGACGGUGAUUGAGAAGGUGCAGAUUGCGGCGGCUGUGCUGGGCACGCUCUUCCUGAUGGCCAGCAUCUCCUGGCUGGUGUGGUCCUCCCUCAGUCCCUCGGCCAAGUGGCAGCGGCAGGACCUGCUCUUUCAGAUCUGCUACGCCAUGUACGGCUUCAUGGACCUGGUGUGCAUCGCUCUGAUAGUCCAUGAGGGACCGUCUGUGUUCCGUAUUUUUAACCGCUGGCAGGCGGUCAACCAACAGUGGAAGGUACUCAACUAUGACAAGAUGAAGGACACGGACGAGCACCAGAAAGCAGGGGCCAGCCUGCGGACCUUAUCCUUCCCUGGCCCCCGCGGUUCUGGGCCAGUUCCGCCCAAUGGUCACCCCGGCUCGGCUGAGGGCUCCCCGUCCCUCUCCUCCCUUAUGGCUGCCACGGAGACGCCCACAGCGGUGCCCCUGGACAGCAACGACGGGGGGUUGGCGGUUGAGCCCGAGGUGCAGGACUCGUCAGAGCCAAGCGGAGGCGGCACCAAUCACUGUGCGUACAGCAUCCUGCAGCGGCUCAGCCUACAGCUCCGGACGCCGCCGCCCCGAGAGCAACCAGGCAGCAACCGCGAGCUGGUCAUGAGAGUGACCACAGUCUGAGGAGCGCAGCCGAGGCCUUAACCCAACAUGCCACUUCUCCCCCACAGGGGACCCACCCCGCCCGUCUCAACUCCUCGUCUUUUAUAUGAAGGGAUCAGUUUUACAUGAAUGCAGAAAAACAGAAUAAAAAAAAAUAAAAAACUUGACUGCCGUU
Messenger RNA from Alosa sapidissima (American shad), 1989 nucleotides. RefSeq names its product membrane-associated ring finger (C3HC4) 4, like (gene marchf4a). Gene Ontology annotation, molecular function: ubiquitin-protein transferase activity; zinc ion binding. The transcript is spliced from 4 exons. Gene Ontology annotation, biological process: protein ubiquitination. The record is from RefSeq and is a predicted model, not a curated record. NCBI's taxonomy places the organism in Eukaryota, Metazoa, Chordata, Actinopteri, Clupeiformes, Clupeidae. The coding region runs from base 528 to 1835 and encodes 435 amino acids.